Molecule: messenger RNA, 8691 nt
Organism: Ictalurus furcatus (blue catfish)
Lineage: Eukaryota; Metazoa; Chordata; Actinopteri; Siluriformes; Ictaluridae
Gene: mrtfab
Product: myocardin related transcription factor Ab
Exons: 17
Coding region: 4411-7806 (1131 amino acids)
Biological process (GO): smooth muscle cell differentiation
Source: RefSeq, a predicted model, not a curated record
CCAAACAUGACCAUUGUAUUGGGAUGUUGGAGACUGUUUAUCAGUAGUAAACAAUGAGAAGGGCAAUCUGUUAUGCAGUCAUCGUCUACUUAUUCAAUGCUGAUAAAGAAUCUUGUAUUGCUCUCCUCAUAUAUAUGUGCCUAGCAGGGAUUUCUGUCCUUAAACAAGCAGGUUUUUAAGAAAAGACUAGAACACAAAAUUCUCUCUGUGCUGUGGACUAUUUUGGUUUUGUAGCCCAGAGACCAAGACUCGCAUUAAAUUGCAAGUCACGUGCACUGGGUUCAGAUUAAAAUAUUUCAUGUUGCUCUGUCUAAAACCAAGAGCCUCAAUCUGAACUUUGUCUGAAAACCUAAUUUUCUGAAUACAACCAGCUCCUUACAGUGCCUCAUAUUACCCCUUGAAUGCAUGCCGAUCACAUUUCAUUACCCUGCUUUUCUUUGUACCUUUCUUUGCCCUUCCACACUCCUAGUAAAGAAGGACAUGUUUAAUCUACACGUUUGCCAUCUGUCCCCAUUCUCUUUUGUUGUAAAGUGCUCCUUUAUAUAAUUUGUGAUUUGUCAACUUUGUUAUUAACAUAUUAAUGCUCUAAAGUGUGGAGCUAGAAACAUUUAGGAUCACUUCUAAUGGUGGUGAAAAUAAAUAAGGGAAAAUCAUGAAUAUCUUCUAGUUCGGCAUAUUGUGAAGAACAAUUGUGUCCGGUUCAGAAAUGCUAUUCUCUCUUUAACAGUUUCAAACGUUGCUGUUCUGCCCCCAGUCCAUACGAUACAAACGAAUCUGCAGAGACAACACAUUUUUUAUUUCUCAUGGCUGUUGUGGUAUUACUAUGAACACAUUUCAAAAACAUAGCUAAAUGUUGUGGUGUUCCUGUCUAUGAGGAUGGCAAAUGUAAUUUUAUAUAUGUUGCCAGAUACUCCAUUAGAAGGUAUAGGGUGAUGUUUGGAUCAUAUUGUGGUUCAAACAUCGAUAUGUUGAUAAGAUUCUAUUUUUUCAUCUUCCAGUAUUUUUCCACUGUACAAAUUGAGCCAAAUUGUAAGUGGCAGUGGAGUAUAGCUUAUUUCACAUGUGGCCAGCCAAUCAGAACAGCACGGGGGGGAAGAUACCUUUUAAUUGUAAUGGAUAGUGAGAGGUUAGAAAAUGGUCAUGUAAAAAAAUGAAUAACAACUCCAUUUAGUACAUAAAACCACAAAAACUUGAUAAGUGGUUUUCUGGACAAAGAAUAUAAAAGAGGAAAUUUGAACAAUAGAGACUCUUUAACAAUAAUGUGAAUAUUGAACAGAGAAGUUGAAUAAGGGAGAUGAGAAUCAACACCCCAAUAGCAGGAGUCAUGGACGAUGUAAACUAUUUUCUUUCUAGGCCCUUUAGCUGGUGAACUUUUGAAGCAACCGAGUUCAGGAAAUUGUGUAUUUGUAAUGUGAUGUCCGGUUAAAGCUCUGUGUUAGAGGGGUUGAUGAACUCCCUUUCCUUCCUCAGUACAAGACAGCAUGGCCAGGAAAAUAGGGAGGAAUGUUUAGAAGAAUAUACCGUGUAGAGUGGAAGUUACUGGUUUAUGUGUUCUGAGUUACAUUCAACGUUCAAUGCACUUAAAUACCCAAUCAAGACAGAGCAGAGUCUCCUCAGACACAGUACUGUUUAAACCCUGUUACAAAGCUCAAAACAAGGUUUGAGGUCACUAACACUUAUUCAGCAGCUUUUCAGUAUUAGUAAUGUAGUGGCUGUUAAAGAUUUGGCCAAUGUGCGAACAUCCGUUUUGUGUUAUUCUAAGAGCCACUGUCAAAGUGACAUUAAUGUCUGUCUGCUUACGUAUUCAUAUGCUACCACUCACUAUUAAACUUGCAACGUUAUAAAACAAUAAAUCAGUAAUGAGUCUUUCAGCCCAAAUAUUGCAUUACUCAUAAUAAACAGUAAGGUGUUUUUUCUUUACUGUCUGUCUUUUCAUUGUUCUUUGGGUAGCUGUGAACCUGUGACACUAGUGGACUUUGUUUCCUACUUCUUGCUGUGUUUGUACAAGGUGGUGUGUCAGUGCUUGUGAGCAGCUGUGGGCUGGUGUGAGCUCAUUCUCAACAUCUUAAAGGAUAGGCAGCAUUUGAGUAUGUGUUACUGUUCAUUAGCAUUGGGACAAACUGUAAACAUAUGUUCCAGAUGUUCAGUAAAGCUGAUCUAGAGUCAGGGCUGGUAUGUAUAAAGCUGCACAGAGUAAAAAAAAUUGUUUUAUAUACAAACAAAAUCUUAGAAAUCAGGGUGCUAACUCCUAUACUUAGGUAGUUUAUACAAACAUGUUAAGCCCUAAAAGUACUCUCAAAUUGGUAGGUAUUUUGGGGUGCUUUAAAGAAUCAGAAGCAAAAGGUGGCAGCAUAGAGACAGAAAAGUCAGGUGCCUACAGUCUCCUGUGCAUGAAAAUAUGUACUACAAUUUAUUGAUGAUGCAGAGCUUAUAAAGUCAUACUGGGUCACAAUGUAACUACUUUUUUAACUGCAUAUUUGACUGGCAAUCACAUAUCUCCAACAACAUUGUAAGAAACAAGUCAGUGCUUUUCUGAGUUAUGCCAACCAUUUCAGAUGCACAUCAUCUUGUUAGGCUGCUCUGUUCUUUUGGUCUGGGCUGUAAUACAGCAUGGUGCAGCAUGUAGAUUUCAAAUAUGGAUUAACGUCCAUUUCUUAGCUGAUUACUCCCAUUUACUCACACUAACCACAUAACAUUCAGUAUCAGCCUUAAGCUAUUUUAUAAAACCCAAUUUUACUUAAAGAUUUAACUAAGAAUCUUUUGGACUGAAGAGACUUUUAUAUAGUCUAUUUAUUAGACUAUAUAAAUUAGACUGUCUAUUUACUAUUUAUUAUAAGAACAAUCCUCAGAAGGUUCACACAUACAGCUUCCAGUGCUCAAACUGGAAGUUGAUAAACCAGUUGCUAAAACACUCCUUUGAGGAGGAAAUCUACUGUGGAAGAGCCUGUUCAAUAAAAAUUUAACCCAGAAGUUAUGAGUUUUUUUAAAUGCAUACUAUCAGUGGAGUGAUGCACUAUGAAUGUGCUAUGAAGGACUGCUUUUCAUGAGAUAACCGUUCUUAAUUUCAGUUCAGCUUUGACUGGAAAGCCCCACAGUGUCUUGGAAAAUUGUCUUCACAAUAUGAAGAAGUGCUACUGUAUGAUGAUGAGAAAUGAGUAUCUACACUUUUAAAUAAGUCUGCCAUGUCUAUCAGCUGUGUCUUUUGUGUAUUUUUUUUUUUAUUCUCCAUAUGUUGCAUGUGUAAAUGCAUGUCAGCCUAAUUGUGAGUGUCUUAGUGUAGGAAUAUCUGUAAGUAAUUCUAUCCAGUGGUUGCAUAGGUGAUACUAAGCUGAAUAUAGAGCCUUUUGGCCAGCUGGCCAUACUAUUUAAAACUGGGAGAGGACCCAAGGGGUGGGGGGUGAAAUUUGCAGGAGCUACACAGAAGUUUGAGAAUACACAUGGAUGCCCAGAAACUCCUGCACCUUGUCCCAUGGCAGGAGUACAAAGAUCAUAGGAGAUUCCCAGUCUCUCACCGACCUUAUUCCUGUCAUUCACUAUCAAUUUGUAAUGAAACAAAGAGCUUCUAUUUUACUGUACAGUGCAACAUAAUGAGAAAAACUUGAUCUCAGCCUGUGAUCACCUCUUGAAAUAUGAACUAUGAACAGCCCAUUAAUAUCUUGGUGUUGGAAGAGGACUCCUUGAUCUUUUUUUAACCCCUUCUAUAGGUUAGCAGAGGUUUUCUUUAUCACUAAUAUAAUAAUGUGCAGGAUAUGACUACAUAAAGGCCAUUACUAGUUUUGAUAAAAGUCCUUGUUUUUGUGUGCAUAAUAUACGAGUGGUGCAUUUAGUUUGGGUUGGUGUAAUUUGAUAUCAGCAAGAGACUGCAAGUUGUAAUGAGUGAACGAGUAGCAACAGCUGAGGUAGACAGUGCAGUCACUGACUCUCAGUAAUCUCUUCCUCUGACUGUCUGUGUGUGUGUUGGGAGAGAGCAAAUGGUGCACCGAGAGCAGGUUUUUCUUGCUGGUAGCAUGUCCCUGUCCUCUUUGCUACAUCUCACUUUUUUUGCUUGGUUCUCUGGAUGUACUUCAUGGGUAGAGGCUCUGUGUUAGGUCUGGAGAUUUGUCAUUUGCCCCUGCUACAAGAAAAGAGGAAAAUCAGAGGAGAAGGAGAAGCAGAGGCGAGUGGUCAUUUUGACUAGACAGAAGUGGAACUUGUGUGCUAUUCACAGUGUGAACUUCUUAAUCGUGGAGUUGAAAAAAUAAAUCUGCUCUUGUUUGGAACAAAUAUAGUUAUUAAGGGGAACUUCCCUUCUGUAAGCCACUGCAAAUGUGAUUUUUCACACCUCAGGAAAACAGCUGUGAUAUUGGUUUCUGAUUCCUGCUUUCUUAGUCUCCAUUCUAAAUUGAGACCAUAGCAGGAUCAGUAUCGCCAAUGCUGGAUUCAGUCAUGCUGGAUACUCACCAUUGCUUCCACUUUGAUACAACCUCUUUUGAGGAUGAACCAUACAGAACUGAUCAAGAUGAACAGCCUCUGAGGCUGGACUAUGACAGACAUGCCUAUCAUAGCCUUAAAGAAGUCCUCCAAAUCAAACUACAGCAGAGGAGGACACGAGAGGAGCUCGUCAGCCAAGGAAUCAUGCCGCCACUGAAGAGUCCUGCUGCCUUUCAUGAGCAGAGAAAAAGUCUUGAGAGAGCACGGACUGAGGACUAUUUGAAGAGAAAGAUCAGGAGUCGGCCAGAGAGGUCAGAGCUGGUGAGGAUGCACAUAUUAGAGGAGACAUCAGUGGAGCCCUCUCUGCAGGCCAAACAACUGAAACUAAAAAGGGCUCGCCUGGCUGAUGACCUCAAUGACAAAAUCUCUCACCGGCCCGGCCCUAUUGAGCUCAUCCAUAAGAACAUCCUGCCUGUGCCUGCACUCUUAGGUACAGGUUCUCCAAAAGGUGAGAAUUCCUCAUUGGAUGAGGACAGCAGUGAUGGCCUAUCUCCUGAACAGCCGGGCAGUCAGGACUCUCCACUUGGCUCUGUCCCUCAACACUCCCCCUCUGAUAUGCUUAAUCUGAACCGAAACCCCUCACCCACACAGUUCCUCACUCAGGCUGCGCCACCUCUGCUUAAUGCUCCUGAGUCCUCUUCCCCACAAAAUCUGACCAACGGACUUUCGAUGGUUGCAUGUGCCCGUCCUCCUACUGGAUCUGCCAAAUCCCAGUUAAAGUCUAGUGUUGAUCGUUCUGCUCAGCGGGCUAAGAAGCCUAAAGAGAACAAACCUAAGGUGAAGAAGCUGAAAUAUCACCAGUACAUUCCUCCUGAUCAGAAGAAUGACCGUGAGCCCCCUCCCCAGCUGGAUUCAUCUUAUGCAAAGAUCCUCCACCAACAGCAGCUCUUCCUCCAGCUCCAGAUCAUCAGCCAGCAGCAGCAGCACUACAACUAUCACACCAUCCUACCUGCUCCACCCAAACUUCCUUCUGAACAGCAGCCACAGCAGCAGCAACAGCCGGCCAAUUCUGGCCCUUCCCCAUCUCGAUCGGUUUCCACAUCUGCUGCCGCAUCCACACAGAAUGGAGCUAAUCGUUCCAGCCAGCCAGUGGCAGGAGGGGCCAAGCCAGGAGCAUUGCCUGCAAACUUGGAUGAAUUCAAAGUUGCAGAGCUUAAACAGGAGCUGAAACUGAGGGGUUUGACUGUGUCUGGCACUAAGAAUGACCUCAUAGAGAGACUGAAGAACUACCAGGAACAGAAUGGUGGUGUAGUAGUAGGGUCUGGACCUAUGAAAACGGUUCAAGUUCCACCUCAGGAAGUGGCAGUUCAGUCUAAAGAUGCCAUCGGGAAGGGGGCAGCCUAUGCUGUGGCAAUGAGCAGUGGCAUCCAAGCUGCAGCCCUGCCCCAAAUCACACGCUUCAACAGUACAAGUUCCUCCCCUCCUGUAUCUCCUUCACCAUCUGAACGCUCAGUGGCUGGAAUGAGUGCUGAUGAGACCAGCUGUAAUGGGGAUGUAUUUGGAGAAAUGGUUAGCUCACCUCUCACUCAGCUGAGUCUGCACCCCUCCUCAGAGCAUCCGUCCCCAGUUAAAGAGGAGCCUCUUGGGCAGUCAACAUGCUGUAUAUCCCACCCCAUUGCUGCCCCUUCUUCAGCUACACAGCCCCAGGAACAUCCAAUGGCAGCCCCACUGGCACCCUCAGCAUCUCUGCUGGACAAAGACCAGAUGCUGCAAGAGAAGGAUAAGCAAAUCGAGCAGCUGACCCGCAUGCUAAGGCAGAAACAGCAACUUGUGGAGACUCUGCGCUCACAGCUUGAACAGGGCAAGCGUGGAUCAACCGUAGAGGGAAUGGACAUAAUAGUCAAGACUGAAGGCGUAGCCCUGGCCAACAGAGAGGGUGUGAAGGUAAAAGAGGAAGCAAAGGAGGACAUGGAGACAUCAGCAGAACCACAGCCUCAGAGAAAGAUGCAAACACAAUGUUCUCAGCAGACACUGCUCAAACUGCAGCAGAUCCACCGACUGCAGGCGCAGCAGCAAAUGCAGUCAGAGCAGUCAAAACAGCAGCAGCCGCAGGCACUGCAACAACAGAAGCCGCAGCAGCUCAUUGUCCAGCAGAGCCAGCAGAAGCAGCUACAGGCUAAUCAAAAGAAGCAGCAAAGGCCACAAAAACAACAGCAGCAAAAACAACAACAACCAUCACAGACGCAACAGGUCUCCCAAGUGUUUGUCAGCCAACAAACUGGCACUCAAGUGACCACAUCGUUCCCACUGGAUCUUCUCAAAGCUCAUCCAGCACCCACUCUUGUCACCGAUGGCAAUGGCAACCAUUACCUCAUUGCACUUACCAAUAACAGUGUGGACAACCGGAACAGUGAAUCUCCACAAAUGAAAUCCAACGGACGCAUCACCCUUCAGAGGAUGCAGUCCACACCCGUCAGGCUUCCCAGCCAAUCAGCUAACGAGGUUGCUCAACUUGUGAGCAAAUCCCAACAGCCCCAACAAACUGCUCCUGCCAAACAGCCCACUUCAAAAGUACAAAAGGCAGGACUGCACUUACAAACUCCUUUUGUUCAGGAGUCAAGUCAGUCAAUGUCAGCCCCACCCAAUCUUCAUCCUUUUUUCCUCAAUGAAGAGCCCCACCCUCUCACCGAGCCUAGCUCCCCUACUUCACUCAAGGGAGAUGUAUGUCCAAGCUUUGACCGACACACUUUAUUUACACCUCCAUCUCCAAAACCGGAAUCCCAUAACCCCCAUCAUGUCAAAGAGAAUGGUUCCAGCAAUCACCAUAUAGACGAUUUGUUUGACAUUCUUAUUAAGAGUGGAGAAAUCUCAGCGGGAUUCAAGGCCAAUCCAGACCCUUCUCUCUCAGAGCUGCACUCCAACCCCCCCUCUCCUCCAUCCUCCCCGCUUCAUCUCUCCCCCCCCAUUACUCCACAUGACUCCACCCCUUCCCAUCAGCCUCCUGACACACAGCAUCGGUCCUACUCAGGAAGCGGCUGUCUGGAGGACUUCCUGAAGAGCACCACGGGGUCACCGCUGCUUGGUGUGGAACCUGAUGGUCCAAUGACGCUGAUUGACGACUUCCACAACCAAAUGCUGAGCACUUCUAGUAUUCUUGAUCAUCCCCAUUCCCCAAUGGACACCACUGAACUGAGUUUCUCCCCCCAUCCCACCAGCCUGGACUUUGAAGACCCCGUGCUUGAUGGCAUGGACUGGCUGGACUUAUCCAUGGGAGGAGGGAGCAGCACAGGCGGGACAAUCCUAGUUCCUCUGAGUUCACACACACCUCCCAGUGUUUUCUCAGCAGACUUUUUGGACAGUUCAGACCUGCAGCUCCACUGGGACCCUUGUUUGUAGCUUUGGUCUUAAUUGCUUAGCAGAUAAAAUGCAACCUAGCACCUUUGCUCAUAUACAGUGUACAGCCUUUACACAUGCGCACACACACUCCAACAUACAUGCUGUUUCAAAUGCUAAAACCAUUUAAACUGGUGUAUGAUAUUUAAGCAUUCACUUGUUUAAUAAGUCUACUAAAGCACUGAGUAUUACCCCUUACUCCCUCAAUCAAACAUAAACAUGGUACAGUGCACUAAUGUAUUAACCCCACCCUCCAAAAAACCCUCAUUAUACUUCUCAAGUGUUUUGACCUCCAAAUAAAAUGGAUGCACCAGCUGUUUGGGUGGCUAUUAAUGGGGAUUUACGCUCAUACAGCUGGUUGCUCAUCAUCAUGAAUAAAUAGUAUUUGAAUCUAGGCAGUUUCUAAAUGUCAAGAUUUUCUGGAGUUAUCCAGAAAGUCAGUGUUUAACUAUGUGGGUUACCUCCCUCAUGCCACAUUGCUGUCACUCCACCAUACUUUCCCUGCUGGCACUGAGAGACAUGGGCACAUGAUGGGAAGAAGAAUUAAGCAGAGAGAUAGUCUUCACCUAAUUUCUGAGACUGGCUUUGGAAUAGCUUCCAAAACGCCAGUGCUUUCAACUUUGCACUUAUGCUGACCUGACCAGUGUUCUGGUCUAAGGAAACCUCCAAACGAACAAUCUCUGCUGGGAACUGGGUUUGGUGAUGUUCACCUUACUCUAUGCAUUGCUGUAUUUGAGGUACAUGUUCUUGACUAAAGCCUUUCUCUUUGCAUAACUGAGCUACUGGACAUCAGGUUUGGGAUUCAGAUUUCAGAAUAUUUGAAAAUUGCUAUUUUUUAAAAAGAAAAGAAAAAACAAAAACAAAAAAAUAAAUAAAAUACGAAAAUGA